GCUAAUCCGUACUUUGAUAUACGAGCAUAAUUUUUUUUUUAUUAUACAUACAUACAUCUGAUAAAUAACUGUCAGUUUGUCUCAAGCAAUUUUAUUACUCAUGUUCGAAAUGAAAUACUUCUUAAAUUUAAACGAGAUUGAAAAUGAUAGCAAAAUGGACCAAACCUUAAAUGUUUCAUCACUUCUACGAAAUCAUCCGAUACUAUUCGUAGUUGUAACCUUCUGUCUUUUCAACUUUGGAAAAUUUUUUUCAGUUUUGCAAUACUGUCAAAAAACUUGUAUUAAACGAUCAUAUUCAAGUGAUAAAAAGAUUGAUCCUGUCUACAAUGAUCUGAGAAUGGAAAUUCGACAGUUAUCAGGUGUAAUAAGUGAAUUUCAGAAGAACUCACAAGCUUACGUUUUACCUACAUUACGAAGCUGUGGUGCAAGCAUUUGUGAGAACUGUCGCCAAAAUGAAUUGGGAGUUCUUUCACAGUGUAAUAUGGUUUCGAAAUCAAAUACAUAUCCUCGAAAUAAUAUCGAUAAGGAAAUCAGUGAACGCAAUUGGCUACGCUACUUGAAUGAAUACGUUUUUAAUCCGAAUCCAAGAAUUGUUGAUACUAGUGAAUUGGAGAAUAUGAAACGAGCUUAUCCUAAUUGGUAUCAAUUUUGAAACUGGGUCAUGCGCAUCUGACAAAUCAGAAAAAAUUCUAAAUUCAAAACAUAACCUUAAAUAUAUAUUUUGUGUCAUAAAAAGAAACAAGUAUCAAGAAAUAAGUGAUAUUUUAAUCAAGAGAAAUUGAAGUGAAUUAUUACAUUUAAAUUGUUAUAGUGACGGUAUUUAUCACGAAUAGCAUUAUUUCAUAAAGCCUUUAAUAGGCUUUAAAUAACUCAAAAUUAUCGUCAUUUUAAAUAAACUUUCUUAUGCACAAACUA
This is a messenger RNA of Eupeodes corollae, 915 nucleotides long. RefSeq lists its product as uncharacterized. The transcript is spliced from 2 exons. The record is from RefSeq and is a predicted model, not a curated record. NCBI's taxonomy places the organism in Eukaryota, Metazoa, Arthropoda, Insecta, Diptera, Syrphidae. Bases 101 to 652 code for a protein of 183 amino acids.